AUGGCGCUACAUCGGACGUGGGCCUUGCUACCGACGCUGCUGGCGGCGCUGGUGGCACUCGCCGCCGCCGACGUUGUGACGCUGCACGUCCCGACGAACGCGACCAACGACCUCCUCGUCGCACUCUCGCUCUCGGCCAACGACACGCGCGCGAUGCCGACGAUCGCGCCGUCGCCGCUGGUCCUUCGCACGGGUGCGACGAGCGUCAACUUUACGAUCACGGGCGCGAUCCCAGGGCGGUACCCGCUGAGCUACAAGCUCGUGUCGCUCGUCUCUGGCAACACGACGUACGAGCUCAGCGCCGAGACGCUCGUCGUGUUCAUUGUCAACGACCAGUGGCAGAGCACGCUGUCGCAGUUUGGCAUCAACGUGGCCCUCGUGCUCGGCGGCGUCGGCCUCUUCCUCUGGCGGCGCGGGGCGAAGCGCGACUUGUGGUUUUGGGGCGCACCGAUCGAAGGGGUCUUUGAACCCGAUCCGUUCCGAAGCGACGAGACAAUGCCGUCGCUGCUGGCAGCGCCCACGUGGCAGGAGCGCGGACGUCGUUUCUGGAUGCUCGGCUGCGAUGACGCGUACAUCGUCGACGCCUGCGGUGUCGACGCUGCGCUCUUCUUGCGCUUCAACCUUGACGCGGCCAAGCUCUUUAGCGCACUCACAAUCUUGAGCUGUGCACUCCUCUUGCCAAUCAAUUUUGUAUCGGGCGACGGCCCGACGACGUCGUCGCAGCAAGCCACGAUCGCCAAUGUCCCGGUGCAGAGUCCGUACUUUUGGGGCCACGUUGUCAUGUGCUACCUCACGGCCGGCGCCGUCCUCUUCUUUGUGUUUCGGCAGAACCGCCGGCUCGAGUACCUCCACCUGAACGACACGACGCUCAUCGGUCCCCGCAGUGUCUUUGUCCAAGCUGGUUUGCCUCUGGAUGUGACCCGGCACGAGCUGCGGCAAUGGUUUCUCGCAGAUUACCCAGAGGAUAUCGAUCAAGUUUACGUUGUGGCCGACCUUAGCAGAGUCUAUACGGUCUUGGAGCAACGCAUGCGGUGGCGCAACGACCUCCAGCGCCUCGAAACGGUCUACAUGUCGCCGUCGUCGUUGCCGCUCUCACCGUGGCUGCGCUAUUGUCCCGGCGGUGCCUGCUGCCCGUCGCCGGCUGACAUUUGGUUCGACUACCUCGCGCGCCGACCGUGUCAAUCGCAUGCUCAUGUCGCCUCUCGACCGCUGCGCGAGCCGCUGCUGUCCGAGAACAUGAGCACACCCAAGGAUGCCGUCACCGACGACGACGAGACGGAGAUGGUGCCGCCUCGUAUUGUGGCCAAAGUUGCCGCGCUGCGCGCCCAGCUCGCCGCCGUCCCCGAGGACAUUUUGAGCAACUAUGCGCGCCGCACGGGCACGGGCGCUGCGUUUGUCGUCUUCAACUCGAACCGCGCCCGCGAUCAAUUUUUGGACCGGUUUCGGCAGACCCAAGCCCCUUUGUCGCAGUGCGUAGCAUCCACCGCCGCAACCUUGUGUCGUCGCCGGCCGCGCCGCGCCACCGUCGACUCGUCCGGCCCUUCCCGGUUGGCCCGGCACCUGUCCGACCUCGUGGUCCAUCCUGCGCCCGAGCCGCAUGAUCUCAAGUGGGCCAAAAUGACCUAUCGUCCCCAUUCCCUCCGUCGCUUCUGCCAGUUUGGCUUGUACCACGCGCUCACGAUUGUGCUGCUCUUGCUCUUCUCGACACCGGCGUCGGUGCUGCUCUACUUCAACCUGCAGCCGGGCAGCGACGUCUAUGGACGGGUCCUCACGUCCGACUCGCUGAUUACCGGCUUUCUCCACACGUACUUGCCGACGCUCUUCCUGGUGUGCGUCAACUGGGUCUUGCUCACGGUGCUGUUUUACGUGUCGUUUCUGGAGCCGUGGUUCACCGAGUCGCGGCGCAUGCGGAGCUUUCUCUCCAAAGGGUUUGCGUACCUCUUUCUCUUCGAUUUUGUUCCCUCGAUUGGUGUCACGGCCGUCUACGCCGCGACCAAGACGUCGUCGCAGGUUGCGUUUGGCGGCGCGUCGUCCCGCGAAGUCAAGUACGUCAACGACUUUCUGUACAAGCUCUGCAGCAAUUUUUUCGUGGGGUACAUUUUGCAAUUGACCUGCCUUGGGUCGCUCACGCAGCUGCUUCGUAUCGGUGAAAAGCUGUUUUACCAGCCAUGGGUCAUUUCCCGCGCUGUGACCACGGACGAAGUCCAAGCCGCGCGCGAGCCAUGGCCUUUUUACUUUGGCUAUGACUAUGCCGUUCUCCUGAGCGUCUUUACGAUCGGCCUCCUGGGCUCGGUGCUGUCGCCGUACCUCGUACCGUGCGCUGCCGUCUUCUUCUUCGCCAAGUAUUAUGUCUCCAAGUACAACUUUGUGUACGUCCACCCCAAGACCCCGGGCCGCGGCAACGUGGCUCGCGCCGCAUACUCGCUCGCACUCGUUUGCCUCCUCCUGUUUGAAUUGGCGAUGACGAGCAUUUUAUCUCAACUCGGCAACGCCAACCAAUGGCUCGCGCUCGUACUUUUGACAUGUGCCACACUCGGUGUCUUUGUCUACUGGCGCGUCGUGGUGUACCGCGCCCUUGAGACAGAGACAAGUCCGACGCCGGUGGAGGUCGAGGCGCCGACCACGCAGCUGCGGCGGCAGCAGUCGAUGGAGCUCUCGCGCGCCGUCUUUCAAGCGCACAGCUUGGGCGAAAUGGAGGCGCUCGUGCAUGCGCGGCCGACCCAAGCGUACAUCAACCCUUACGACGUCGGACUUCAAAUGCUCUCGGUGCUGCACCGGUACCAAGCGCUUCGAACCGCCAAGCUGCGCGACGCGUUCAACCUCUUGAAGCAGCAGCAGCAUGAAGUGUGUUCGCCUUCGACCGCGGCGGCAAGCGACCCCUCCGAAAAUGUCGACUGA
Messenger RNA from Saprolegnia parasitica CBS 223.65, 2898 nucleotides. RefSeq lists its product as hypothetical. Lineage: Eukaryota; Oomycota; Saprolegniomycetes; Saprolegniales; Saprolegniaceae. Bases 1 to 2898 code for a protein of 965 amino acids. The record is from RefSeq and is a predicted model, not a curated record. Gene Ontology annotation, cellular component: plasma membrane. The transcript is spliced from 16 exons. Gene Ontology annotation, molecular function: calcium-activated cation channel activity.